AUGGGUAAGAAGAAGGUUUUCAUUGAUAGGAAGAAUGCGCAACAUUUCCGACUUGUCCCAGACACGCGUGAGCGAAGUGAAAGAUUUAAGCCAACUCCGGAACAUCUCGAAGAGCAGCAGAAGUAUGGAGUUUUUUACGACGAUGAUUACGAUUAUUUGCAACACUUGCGAGCCAUUAAUGAGCCGAUGAAGUUACAAGAUGUCAAUGAGGAAGUUGAGCGAGUUACAAUAAAAGCUCAGAAACCAACAUUUCCACCAGCUCCACCUGUCUUCGGCUUGGUUGGAAACUCAAAAUCCGCAGAAUUUCAUGACGAAGAAGUUGAAAAGGCUUUGGAGGGUGAAGGUGUUGCGGAUGGCGUUCUUGAAGACAAUUUCAUCGAGCUUGCUGGCGGUGUUAUUGACGAUCGAAUGACGGCGUUUCGAGACCGCUCGUUUUUUGAAGACGAUCAUACUGAUGAUGAUGACGACGAUGAUGAGGAGAUCGGAGAUAAUGAAAAAGGUUAUACAUUCGAAGAUGACGAGGUCUACCCUGAACAUGAAAAACGGCUGACAAGAGAAGAAAUGCGCGAAAUGGACGAAAUUUUCGAGCAAGUCAUGGAUGCUGAAUAUAACGAAGAUCAGAUUGGAGAACUUGAUGGUGACGAUUACGAUGUGGGAGGGUGUUUGGAACCUAGUGGUGGUCGACUUCACCAAUUGGUCAAUGAUGCCGCCAGUUUUAGAAAUACGGAAGAUGAGGACAAGGAGAUCGCUAAGCGAUACACUUUGGAACGAAUGCGCCUAAUUGAAGAAGGAAAACUGAAGGAAAAAGAAGAAAUGGAGAUUGUGGAAGUUGAUGAUUCGAGAAAGCGAAUGAAAUGGGAUUGUGAAUCGUUUGCCACGCAAUACACUAAUAUCUACAAUCACCCAACGCUUAUUCGCGACAAUAAAGCAAGUCUUUCAAAGAACGCUCUUCGAAAGUUUGACAAACAGAUUGAACAGAUGGAUAUUGCUGAAGAAGAAGAAGAAGAGGAUGAGGACUGCGAAAUGGAAGAUGAUGCUAGUGAUUUCACCACGGUUUCAACAAUUCGGCCGAAAGGUGAAACUCCGGAACAGAGAAGGCUUCGAAAAGCAGCUGUGAAGGAAGCGAGAAGGGCACGACGAGAGGAGAAGAAGGCUAAUAAGACAGCGUUUGCGGUAGAGAGCAGAAAGCUAGCGAAGGGUCGAAUCGGACAAAUCAAAGCGCGUCCCGUUUAA
Caenorhabditis bovis is the source of this 1233-nucleotide messenger RNA. Lineage: Eukaryota; Metazoa; Nematoda; Chromadorea; Rhabditida; Rhabditidae. The record is from the annotation of a GenBank genome assembly.